Messenger RNA from Caenorhabditis auriculariae, 5898 nucleotides. NCBI's taxonomy places the organism in Eukaryota, Metazoa, Nematoda, Chromadorea, Rhabditida, Rhabditidae. The record is from the annotation of a GenBank genome assembly.
AUGAACCGAACCCUGUCACUGCGUCGGAAGGUGAAAAAGACGGAAAUAUCGUCGCCUUCCAACUUCGAGCAUCGAAUCCAUGCCGGCUACGACGCCAGAACUGGCACCUAUACGGGGCUUCCUAAAGUGAUCAAUAAUUAUCGAUUUGAGGAUAAUAAUAUUUAUUUUUUCAAGCAAUGGCAAGCUCUACUAGGGCCACCACGUUCUUUAUCCGGCCGACCAAAACCGAUGGUCGAUCCUUCCUGUAUAACUCCGGUGGAUGUCGCCGAGUUAAAAACGGUUAUCAGAGGGCCUGCUUCGAGGUUCUUGUAAGCUAAAUAAAUGAAAUGAAAGUCUAUUUUGAGAUAUUCCACGCCACAGCCGCCCAGCGUCGCCCGGAGCAAUAGUCUUCGGGUUAUUCCGUCACCUAUUGUUAACGUUUCACAUCGACAUGUUAACCGGCCACCUCCACCGCCAGCCCCUUCACCGUUAGUUUCAAAAAAAUUUUUUUUCACGGCUUGCUUGAGAAAAAAAGUUUUGAAAUGAAAAUGGGGACUCUCCCCAUGCGCCUUUAAUAGUGUUUUCAUUUUUUGGCCGUGAGAAGGGGAUAAAAAAGUCUCGUGGUGAAAUAAAAUUGGGGAACCCAUGCGCCUAUAAUAUGAUAUUGUUUUAAGCCGUUAGAAGGUGAGAAAAAGUCUCGUUUUGAAAUGAGGCUGGUGAUUGUCAUCAACUCCUUUAAUAGUGAUCUUGUUUUUGGCCGUAAAAAGUUAAAUAAAAAAGAUCUCAUUAUGGAAUAAAGUUGGGGAACCCGUGCGCCUUUAAUAGUAAUCUUUUUUAGGGCCAUGAGAGUUAAUUAAAAAAAAAUCUCGACGUGAAAAUAAAUCGCAGUGACUUUUUAUGAGCUUUUGAUAUCAAUCUUAUUCAGGCCGUGAGAAGUUAUCUCUAGAAAAAAUCUGGCCGUGAAAUAAAAUUGUGAUAUCUCCCCAUGCCUCUUUAAUAGUAAUCUUAUUCAGGCCGUGAGAAGUUAAUUUUAAAAAAUAGCGUGGUGAAAUGAAGUUGCACAGGCUUCUCAUGCGCCUUUAAUAUUAAUAUUAUUUUAAGCCGUGAGAAGGUGAUAAAAAAGUCUCGUUUUGAAAUGAAACUGGGAACUCUCUCCAUGCGCCUUUUAAUAUUAGUCUUAUUUAGGCCGUAACAAGUUAAUUUUGAAAAAAAUCCCGUCGUAAGAUUAAUCACAGUGCGCCUUUAUAGCAAUCUUAUUUUAGGACUUAGGAAACUAAUUUUAAAGGCGCAUGGCGAUAAGCUGUAAGGUUAUUUCAUUUUUCGUUCUGGGAUUUCUUGAAAAUUGGCACGACUACUCUUUGAUGAACUAGGAAGUGAUCCUGAAAGUUGUAAGCUUUAUAAUUUCCAAGUAUUCGAGAAAAAAAUAGAAAAUGCAAAGUUCAGGAGACUUGGAAUUAUAUUUCAAAAAAAUUCAUAGAGAAAAAAAUGACAGUAUCUUAUUUGGGAAGAUCCAUGUAUUUUGACGUUGAGCGCUUUUUUUAAAUAACUUUCUGUUGGUAUUUUAAUUUUAUACAGUCAUUCGAACACAUUGAAUGAAAAAUUUGUAUGUACUUGAAUAAUUAUAAAAAAAUAAAGUUGAAAAAAACAAAUUUUUUUCUUUGAAAUACCCGUUUCAAGCAAGCGACUGUAACUCGGAUUUCUAAACAAGAAAAAAAAAAUAUUAAAAAAAAAUUUAGAAUAGUUCGGCCGGUGAACAUCUCCACCACGUCCUCCCAAGUUCCGAUUCAACAUCGUGGAUAUCCGUUUAAUGACCCGAAUUAUGCGCCCCUUCCACUGCGCAACAGUACGGUGGUUGUACAGAAAACGACGACUUUUGGCCCGGAAAAUGUUGGUUUUUAGUUGGAUUUUGAAAAAAAAAAAGGUUCAGAAGAUUUUAAAAAGAGUUUCAGGAGUUUAGAGCUUCAUUAUCGUUUUUUUGAUCUGCCAAAAAUUGAAUUAAUAGAGGAAAAAGUUGUUCCCUGAUGUUGAAGACUUCAAAGGAUUUUUUGUGAAAGUUGAAAAAAAAAUAACAUUUUAGGGAAAUCUAAGCCCCCAACGGACAAUUUCGGAAAACUCCUAUAGAAGUCCUGUUCGUCUGGACGAUGCGGGAAAUUUCAAGAAUUUUCAGGUGAUUUUGAGGCGUAAAAACCGUGAUUUCAUUUUUUCAAAGGAACUUUUUUUAAAGGUGAAACUUGUUAUUUCCACUUUUUCGGGUCUUCAGAACUUGAAAAAAUGUUAUAAAUGCUCCAAAAAAAAAUGCUUUUUUUCAGGGGUUUUUGAAGGUGUAAAAAUGAUCUUUUUCAAUUUUUCAGUUUAUAUCCAUUUCAAUAAUAUUCUUCCUUCACAGGCAGGAAAAAAAUAAAAAAAUAAAAAUAGAAUAAUGAAUAUAAACUUAGAAGAAGCAAAUAAAAAAACAAAUUGCGGCCCUUUUUAUGGGGAAAAAUUGAAGAUUUUACACUUUUAAGUAGAUUUUUUUGACUAAAAAAAUGUUUUUCCACUGAUUUUUCGUACAGAACUGUUCCGGAAGUCCCCAAAAUUUAAUAGAAUAAUGAAUAUAAACUUAGAAGAAGCAAAUAAAAAAACAAAUUGCGGCCCUUUUAUGGGGAAAAUUGAAGAUUUUACACUUUUAAGUAGAUUUUUUUGACUAAAAAAUGAUUUUCCACUGAAUUUUCGUAUAGAAAAUUGUUCCAGAAGCCUCCGAUCCACACCUCUCCCAAAAUUCUGAGUUAUCCUACCUCGAAUAAUUCCUCGCCGGCAAAGUCGCUCAACGGCGAAGUUUCCUAUGAUGAGGUGGAAUAUUCGAAAAAAUAAGAGAAUAAAUAAAUGAACUUCCAGUUUCGGAAAGCUCUCCGAUUCGUCGUCGAUGGAAGUGAUCCCCGCAGUGAUUUGGCCGAUUUCAAGCAAAUCGGCGAAGGGUCGACGGGAAUCGUCCAGGCGGCAUAUAAGGUGAAUUUGAAGGAUCUUUGACGGAUUUAAGUAAAAAAAUUAAAUUUUUUUCGUUUUUUUCACAACCCAUGAGUCAGGGAGUAGAUUGAAAUUAGAUAAAAAAAUCAAUAAUUUUAUGAUUAAUUUUUUUAUAUUUGACUUCAAUAAUGGGUAUAAUUUUUUUGAAAAAAACGUGUUUUUGUUCAUAUUUUUCUUGAUCCAAUAUGUUUCAGAGGAUCUUCUGAUCACAGAUGUUUUGUAAAUAAAUUCAAAGAAAACAGCUUUUUUUCAGAAAUUUACCAACAAAAAUUAGAUUUUUAUAGAACCCCUGACUUAAGAAGUAUUGAAAUAAGAGGAAAAUCGGAAAUUGUGAAGGUUAUUUUUCCUAUUAAACCUCAAUAAUGGAUAUACGCGUUGUUUUUUUCAUAUUUUUUUAGAUUCUUUACAUUUUUUUAAGGCCUUGCUGAUCAUGAUCUUGACAUUUGUUCCAAAAAAUAGCGUCGUCUUUUCAGAAAUCCACCCAACAAAUCGUGGCCGUCAAAAGGAUGAAUCUGAAAAAAAGCAACAGAGAAGGGAGCUUCUUUUUUUAACGAGGUGACUUUGAAUGAAAAAAAGAUGAAAUAUUAUAAAAAUUUGGCCAGUUUCGAGUUCAGAUGAAAGUUCUUUAAAGAAUUUUUUUGAUAUAAAAAUUUUUCUAGCAUGCUUCUUGUCGUUUUCAAGGAUAAAGGUUGAUUUGAAUUUUCAAAAAAAUGCUCUUUUUUUCAGUAAUUUACAAAGUUUAAAUCUUCUAGACCCUUAAAAAUUCCGAUGAAAGUAAAAAAUUUUUUUCCAAAAAUUUCAAUUUUGCCUAGCAUUUUUUUGUAGUUUUUUUCAGUGAUACAGGUCGAUUUGGAAAAGAAAAAUGCUCUUUUUUUCAAUCGUUAAAAAAAGUUCUGAUAUUUUUAGACCAGUAAAAUUUGAAGGAAGGUAGUUUAAAUAAUUUUAUCGACUUUUUAAAGUUUGUCUAUAGCACUUUUAUAGUCGUUUUCAGUGAUAAGGGUCGAUUUAAAAAAAUUGGAAAUGCUCUUCUUUCAGUCUUUUAAAAAAAUUCUGAUAUUUUAAACCGUUAAAAUUUGAUAGAAAGUCUUUUUAAAUAACUGUUUUUUUAAGAUUCGAAAGUUGUAUUGAGCAUUCUUCUAGUCGCUUUCAGGUAUACUGGUCGGUUUAAAAAUCAGUAAAUGCUAAUUUAUCAGUUUAGAAGCUUCUCAAUCAUUUUUGACGAUAUUUUAAUUUUCAACGUUGAGUUACCAUUUAAGGUGUCGAUUCUCCGAGAUUACCAACAUCCGAACAUUGUUCGUAUGUACUCAUCCCAUCUGAUUGACGACGAAUUGUGGGUCGUCAUGGAGUUCAUGGAAAGCGGGUCCCUUACCGAUAUCGUCACCACGACUAGGUAAAUUUUCUAGAAACAGCAAAAAUCAACAAAAGGCGUUAAUUUUAGAAGAAUUUGUAUAGAGAUCUCGGAAAUUUUUCAAUUAGUGGCCACUUGACUAUAAUUUAGCCGCCUCUUUCGAAGUCUAAAUGGGACUACUAGACCACUAAAAACUACUUUAGGGACUACUAGACCACUGAAAAACUACUUUAGGGACUACUAGACCACUGAAAAACUACUUUAGGGACUACUAGACCACUAAAACUACUGUAGGGGCCACCACGACGCAAAAUAGUGACAUAUAUAUUUUUAGUGGUCACUUUAGUGUCAAAGUAGUUCUUGAGGAACCUCUUAAGUGCCCGCUGAAGUUUUUUACAGAUAAAGCCAGCAAAAAUGGAAAUUUCUCUCCAAGCCAACAAUUUUCGAACACUCAUAAAAUUCCCAUUUUUGGGAAUUUCAUGAGUGUUCGAAAACCUCUGUAGGAAAUUCAAGUUAAGUUUUCAUUGUCACUGGGAAAAGCCCUAUUGGCCGCUUGAAAGGCCCCUUAAGGGCUACUCGGAAUGCCACUAAAACCACCUCUUCAGAAGCAACUUCUUUGCGUCAUAGCGGCCACUAUAGUAGUUUUUUGGGGCAGUGCCACUCCGGCUCCUAAAAAAUUAACUCUAAAUUUCAGUCGUCUAGCUAAACUGUUUAAUGUUCUAAAGAGGCCACUGAAAUUUAGUCACCUAACUGGCCAUUGAUUCGACUACUAUAGAGACCAAUAAAACAUAAAAACCCUGAAUUGGUCACUAUAUGUUUCCACUGUACUUUUCCAGGAUGACUGAGCCUCAAAUUGCGACGGUAGCCAAGCAAGUUCUACUCGCUUUGGAGUUUCUCCAUGCUCGAAGAGUUAUCCAUCGAGAUAUCAAAAGUGAUUCGAUCCUGUUGAAACGCGAUGGAACUAUCAAGGUGUCCCAUAAGCUUUUUUGAGUAUAAACCCGAAUUUUUUAAGCUAUCGGACUUUGGAUUCUGCGGCCAAUUGUCGGAUGAAGUCCCCAGAAGGAGAUCGUUGGUUGGGACGCCUUAUUGGACAGCGGCUGAGGUUUGAAAUGAAGAAAAAUGGGGACUUUAAGCUUUUUUGUGAGUUUAUUAGAUUUAUCAGAACCUAGGCUAUAUAAAAUGUGUUAGAAGUCCGAAUAAACCUUGAAAAGUCAAUAAAAUGAGAAGAAUCUGAUUUUACAGUGUCGGUUUCAAUUGAAAAAAUGGGUUGAGAUUGUUAAAAACAAUCGUUUUUUGGCGGAGGUAAAUUCUAAGCAUUGAACUGUUUGUUACCUUGAAGGGGAAUGAAAUUUUGGGAAAAGGUACCUUUUUUAAUUGGUGAGGUUGCCUGUAACCAUACAUCAGUUCCACCCCACCUUUUUUUGAGCGCGAAAAAAUUUCAAAAAUGUACGGAAAUAGGCCGUUCUUUUUUUGAGGGGGGUCUAGCCGACGUAGGCCUGUAACUCGUUAAUCAUUGAGAAGAAAAAAACAUGUUAAGAGUUUAGGUAAUCGCCCUGGGAGCCCUAUGA